GGACUCGAAAUGUUUCUUAAACUUAAAAUGCAUUUGUGCCCCGUUAAAAAAAAAGUUAUUUAAAGUAUAAAACAUUGUAAUUUACAAUACACAGCGUGGUUUUUAAUCUAAUUUUAGGGGGUGGCAACCCUCAGAUGUGGGGAGGGUCCUGUCUCCUCCGACCCCCCAGGAUUUCCGCCUAUGGAUUUCACAAACUUGUGUGGUAUUAAAACAUUCUUGCGGAGAUUUGAGAGGCUAUAAACCUCACACGCGCUUCCACAGGGACAUAAACACACAUAAAGCCUCUGUAGCGCAGCGGACCUCAGUGAGAAACAUCUGACAAUGGCUUCGUACACGUUACCGGAGGGAUUCAGUGACUUUGACAUGUUCGCCUUCGGCUCCGCGCUGCUGGUGGGCGGUCUUCUUGGUUUCUUUCUUAACUUCAUCUCGAUCAUGGCGUUCCUCAGAAUCCGGGAGAUGCAGACGCCCAAUAACUUCUUCAUCUUUAACCUGGCUGUGGCCGACCUGAGCCUCAAUAUUAACGGUUUAGUGGCUGCUUACGCCAGUUACCUGAGAUACUGGCCGUUUGGGUCGGAGGGCUGCCAGAUUCAUGCUUUUCAGGGAAUGGUGUCGAUUCUCGCUGCCAUCAGUUUUCUGGCUGCCAUUGCUUGGGACAGAUAUCAUCAGUACUGUACUAAGCAGAAGAUGUUCUGGAGCACAUCUGUGACCAUCAGCACCAUCAUCUGGAUCCUGGCCGUGUUCUGGGCGGCUCUACCGCUGCCGGCCAUUGGAUGGGGCGUCUUUGACUUUGAGCCGAUGAAAACAUGCUGUACGCUCGACUACACACAAGGAGACCGGAGUUACAUCACCUACAUGCUGUCCAUCACUGUACUGUAUUUAGCAUUCCCUGUUAUGGUUUUGCAGUCCUCCUACAGUUCCAUCUAUGCAUAUUUCAAAAAGACGCACCACUUUAAGUUUAACACUGGUUUACCUCUGAAAGCACUGCUGUUCUGCUGGGGUCCGUAUGUUCUGAUGUGCACAUACGCCUGCUUCGAGAACGUUAACCUCAUUUCACCAAAGCUCAGAAUGGUCCUCCCAGUGCUGGCCAAGACGUCUCCGAUCUUCCACGCCGUCCUGUACGCGUUUGGGAACGAGUUCUACCGUACAGGAGUCUGGCAGUUCCUCACCGGAGAGAAAUCUGAAAACAAAAAGAAAUAGUGAAUGAGCUUCAGCCAUGUAAUGUUGUAUUCAGAUGACUCUGCAAGAGUUUACAUGUGAUAUGACUGUAAUUUUCUGUAUAUGUCAAAGCAGUGCCUUAAACAUUUGUCAAGAGUUUAAUUUAAUGGUUCACUGAAGACUGACACAUGAAGCCUUAUUUCAGUUUCCUGGUGUGUGAGAUACGACAUAAACAGUUAAUUCAGGACACAA
Messenger RNA from Carassius auratus (goldfish), 1407 nucleotides. Its product is annotated as RPE-retinal G protein-coupled receptor-like. Gene Ontology annotation, biological process: visual perception; phototransduction; G protein-coupled receptor signaling pathway. Gene Ontology annotation, cellular component: membrane. The transcript is spliced from 7 exons. Gene Ontology annotation, molecular function: G protein-coupled receptor activity. Lineage: Eukaryota; Metazoa; Chordata; Actinopteri; Cypriniformes; Cyprinidae. The record is from RefSeq and is a predicted model, not a curated record. The coding region runs from base 322 to 1197 and encodes 291 amino acids.